Molecule: messenger RNA, 1499 nt
Organism: Talaromyces proteolyticus
Lineage: Eukaryota; Fungi; Ascomycota; Eurotiomycetes; Eurotiales; Trichocomaceae
Product: putative mitochondrial 2-oxodicarboxylate carrier protein
Exons: 6
Coding region: 220-1125 (301 amino acids)
Biological process (GO): transmembrane transport
Source: RefSeq, a predicted model, not a curated record
GGUGAGCCUGGUCAAUCGGAGUUUCUCUCCACAGCUAAUUGACUCUUCUGCGAUUAUCGUGCUAUCUCUUCCUCCGCUCCCCUCUUCCUCCUCUGCAGACUCUUUUCUCCUCACGCCUGCCCUGCCUGCCCUUCUGUCAAUCUGGUCCCUCUUGCGCCGGUCAGCACUCAGUCUCAACUCCCAAAUAGCCGAUUUUUCGGGUAACGACCGCUCGCAACCAUGACGACCGAAAAGCCCUUGCCAUUCGUUUACCAAUUCGCCGCCGGCGCCGUCGCCGGUGUGUCUGAAAUUCUUGUCAUGUAUCCAUUGGAUGUUGUCAAGACGAGAAUGCAGCUUCAAUCUGGUGCUGGCACCGGUGAAGAGGUAUACAAGAGCAUGUUUGACUGCUUUGCCAAGAUUAUUCGCAACGAAGGUGCCUCCCGUCUCUACCGCGGUAUCACGGCGCCAAUCCUGAUGGAAGCGCCCAAGCGUGCCACCAAGUUCGCCGCCAAUGACAGCUGGGGCGCGUUCUACCGCAACCUCUUCGGCAUCGAGAAGACAAACCAGCCGCUUGCUAUCCUCACUGGCGCCACCGCCGGCGCCACAGAAGCCUUUGUCGUCGUACCAUUCGAGCUCGUCAAGAUCCGACUACAGGACAAGGCACAGGCACACAAGUACAACGGGAUGAUCGACGUAGUCAGCAAGAUCGUGAAGCAAGAAGGGCCGUUGGCACUAUACAACGGGCUGGAAUCAACUCUCUGGCGCCACAUUCUCUGGAACGCCGGUUACUUUGGCUGCAUUUUCCAAGUCCGCGCAAACCUACCCGCGGCCGAACCCGACAACAAGAGCCAGAAGGUCAUGAACGACUUGCUCGCCGGCGCCAUCGGCGGUACUGCCGGCACAAUCCUCAAUACCCCCAUGGAUGUCGUCAAGUCGCGCAUCCAGAACAGCCCCAAGGUCGCCGGUACCGUGCCAAAGUAUAACUGGGCCUGGCCCGCUGUUGCAACGGUUGCGCGCGAGGAAGGCUUCGGCGCCUUGUACAAGGGUUUCCUGCCCAAGGUGCUCCGAUUGGGUCCUGGAGGUGGUAUCCUCCUCGUCGUGUUCACCGGUGUGAUGGACUUUUUCCGUACCUGGCGAGGGGAGUAAUUGUGACGAAAACUGAAAAAAAAAAAUAAAAAAUAAAACCAAACAAAAUCAAAAUCAAAUUAGAAGUACUGCACGACCGGAUCGAUACCCUUGACUUGAAUAGAGGCUAGCUAACAGAAACUGCCCGCCCAUACGAGCUCGAAUCUCGAUUUACCAGCAUUAAGAAUGUAUAUUACAUACACCAAGCAAAGCAUUUCUUCCUACGAGACUAUUCAAAUGUUAUUUCUAUUUCCUGUGUCCUCUUUUACCUCCAUAGAAACAUUUCACUUGAAGCUUUUAUUACAUAUGGAAAGUGCCCAAUCAACAUGGGACGUACAUGUACGUUUCAUGUCUGAUCCAGUUAUUACCAUUAGCCGUAUAUGCUUGUAUUAUAU